This is a messenger RNA of Chenopodium quinoa (quinoa), 1639 nucleotides long. RefSeq lists its product as uncharacterized. Lineage: Eukaryota; Viridiplantae; Streptophyta; Magnoliopsida; Caryophyllales; Amaranthaceae. The coding region runs from base 513 to 1112 and encodes 199 amino acids. The record is from RefSeq and is a predicted model, not a curated record. The transcript has a single exon.
UUUUUUUUCAUCUGAAAUUCACUUAUAUGACGGUAGUAUAGACAAACUAUUGAAGCCCCCAACUUGACCCAUCGUGAGCCAAAGUUUAAUUCAUGGGCUUAAUUCAACCCUUUGAUAACCAAAAAUUUAUUGUCUAAUGGGAUUAUUUUAGUUACAAACCCAUGUAAAAUUGCAUUGCUCAAGUGUUCAACACACGUUUUUGCGGCGCUUACUCUGAGGAAAAGAACGUGCUUAUUACCAAACUUCAAAACAAAAUCAGAGGAAGAGCAGAACAAACAGUCAUAAAUCCUCAAGCUUCAAAUCUGCACUUGUUUCCCUCAAUUUAUCCAUCAAAUAAAGGUAUAUUUAAUUCCUCAAACAAAAUACCCAGAAAAGAAAUCAUCUUUUUCAGUUUAUAUUUGAUUAUAAAUUUAUAAUCUGUUAUAGAAGCUUAUAUUCAUCAAAUUUAACUGCAAAUUUAGUCAAUAUCUGCUAUAUUGAGGUGGAUUCAUUUUAUUUCCCAUUGAAAAUUUAUGAUGAUAGGCAAGAUGUUUAAUCAGUCAAUUUUUAAAAUGCUAAUGCUUGUAUUAGUAUGCUGUAUGAUUGUUGUAGUUCUGUCAAUGUUUAAAUUACCUGAUGUUUCAAUUGGGAAAAUGAAUGAUUCCUCAAAAAUUAGGGGCAUUUAUUCAAAGAAUGAGAUAUUGGCUAAAUUUGGGGAAAUGAUGGUUGGAAUGUUACCGGAUGAUCUUGCAUUUACAGUGUUUGUGCCCUCUGAAAAGGCCUUUGAACGUGAUUUGGGAUUAAGGGCAAACCACAGUUAUGAUCCUAAAGAAUUGGACAAUGUAUAUGCAACGGUUUCUCAUGUACUAGGUUUUUCGACGAUUCCUCGAAAGAUUUAUACUGAUUUACUCCCUGAUGGAAAGGGUUUGUCAUAUGAUUCAAUCUCUGGAUUUGCAUUGUAUAUUUCAAAGGAUUUUGAUGGGGUUUUGGUUGUUAAUAGGGUUAGGGCAAAACAAGUUAAUCUUAAGAGAGGUGAGGUGGUGGUUCAUAUAAUGGAUGGAGUUGUAAUGGAUGCUGAGUUUGAGCAGUCAGUUAAGCCAGCUGAUGAAGAUGAAAUGGCAAUUAAAGAUUGAUUUUGGUACUGAUUAGUUUUACAUUGGUUCUGAUAUCGAGAUUAUUGGUUGAGGUUACAUGGCUUUAUAUGAAGUUUGAAGUUUAUAGAUAUUCUAUUUCCGUAUUUUGUGUACUAAUACAGUUGAUGGAAGUUGAUUUGUCAGUAUGAUUGUUGAAGCUGGGAAAAUUGAUCAUAUUAGUUCAGUCUUCGGCUUCUGGUGCACAUAUCACAUUCAGAAGUGUUUUGCUUAUUUUGCUUGGAUUGUUGCCUAUAUACUAUUUUAACUCUUAUCAACUGGUUUGUGAGUAUGGUAGAAGCUGCAAGAGUAGUUCUGGCUGGUAAGUGGUAACAAAGAUGAAAAAUACUUGCACAAAGUAAUGCAUAGGAUAGAGUUCUGAUUUGUUGUUGCUAACAAUUUAUAAGGCAGUAAACCUGUGUAAUGUACCAUGAUGAAAAAAUACAGAAUUGCAUAGGAUAGAGUUCUGAUUUGUUGUUGCUAACAGUUUACAAGGCAGUAAACCUGUGUAAUGUACUAUGAUGAAAAAA